CCCCGGGCCUCCAUGUCCCGCCCUCGAACAGGCUGCACCCGUCUGAUACAUUCAUGUUAUAUCCUUCAUCUAUCUGUCAACAUCUCUCACGGGCUGUGCUGGUUUAAGUAGGUGCAUCGCACUAUAAUUGCUUAACAAACGGUCAACAUCGCAUUCCUUCCGGACGGCGGAAUCCGAUUGGGACAUCGCAGUGGAUAUUCCUUCUCUAAGCUGACGGCGCCGGUAUUUUGUCUGGUCUGGGAUUUAUCUCCACGAAAAGGAAAGGACAAGACAGGCAAAUUUGAUUGCAAUGGAACGCGAGACGACUUGCACAACCAUUACAACCCCAGCAACGAACGCGGAAUCUACCAGUAAUGCCCUCAUCUCACCUCCGAGCGAUGACAUUCCUCGACUCUUCACCCAUCCUCGCUCCAUUCAUCGGCCUUUCCCCCUUUUCCAUCCCACUCGUGCCACUUUCGUCGUUCUCACGGAUGGUACAUCAAAGCUGAAGUCUCGCUGGAACUCGAGAGCGUCCAGGAAGAAUCGCUUCGCUCUUCGACCGGUCCAGGUCGCUCAUUUCCCCGAUGAAGCAGCGCGAGAUAGAGAAAAAGCCAAGUUUGCUGUGGUUGAGCAGCGACUAUACCAUUCUCAUGCGAGGCUAAAGCUGCAUCUCAGCUGGGAUGUCUCUUUCUGGGUGGCAUUCGUAUUUGUUGUUGGGUCCGCGUUAUGGGUGAUAAAUGGUUUUCUCCUCUACCUCCCGCUUCUUCCAUCCCCCUCCCCUUCGUAUUCUGUGGCGGCAUCGUGGAUCGCUUUCGCAGGUGGGACCGCGUUCGAGCUCGGGAGCUAUCUGAUGGUCGUCGAGGCGCUCAACACGGGGCACGAAGAGCUAUUUGGGCCGGCACUGUGGGGGCUCGUUGAGGAGGCGGAGGAUGACAUGGAAUCCAAGUAUGGGUCGGAAAGGGCUGCGAGGCCGAAGAAGGGAGUUAGAGGCGAUUGGAGACGCUUCAGAUGGAUUGGAACCGCAUCGUGGCGUGAGCUCGGAUACCUUGCGUCUGCGAUACAAUUCUGUGCAGCUACAAUUUUUUGGAUAUCGACAAUUAGCGGCAUACCCGGCAUAAUACCCAACCUCGAUACCCAACCUCCCGUUGCGAUCACGGACAUAUUCUUCUGGACACCGCAGGUCGUUGGAGGGAUGGGGUUCUUCAUCUCCUCGUUGCUGCUCAUGUUGGAGGUGCAACACGCGUGGUGGCGUCCGAAGCUCGACAGUCUCGGCUGGCACAUCGGUGUGUGGAACCUUAUCGGUGCAGUGGGCUUCGCGCUGUGCGGUGCGCUCGGCUAUGCGUCGGCGACUUCGUCGAAGGCCAACUAUCAAAGCGUUCUGUCCACGUUUUGGGGCUCAUGGGCGUUCCUAAUUGGCAGUGUGAUCCAGCUGUGGGAGACUCUCUGGAGGGAGGAUCCCGACGCUAUUGACUCAGCAGGACAGAUAUGAGAAUGACGGCCACGCGUAAUCUUGAGUGGCUGGCAAACCGCGCAGACAACGAUAUCACCCUUCUUGUUGAUGAUACCCACUGUAGUAUACAUAUUACAAAUCGAUACCAGCAGGUCUCUACGUGAAAAUUUAUACCUGGAUUAGCAGUCAAGUUCUUUGCCAGUGUAGUAAGCAUGCUUCCAUACACGUAUAAUCCCGUGACUCGUUCACCAAGCGCGAAAAACUUGCUAAGCUGCUUGAUAUCUUCGAAUC
Molecule: messenger RNA, 1720 nt
Organism: Laetiporus sulphureus 93-53
Lineage: Eukaryota; Fungi; Basidiomycota; Agaricomycetes; Polyporales; Laetiporaceae
Exons: 6
Coding region: 290-1468 (392 amino acids)
Source: RefSeq, a predicted model, not a curated record